UUUUGAAAAAUGACACCAAGCACAAAAUGUGUCAAUAUAAAUUACACGUUAACAUAAAUUGAUAGCUAAUCAUUUCGUAAUUAAACUCGCGACCAACAUUUCCCAACUUAAAAUUCUAGUACAAUGGAGAAUCGUGAAAACCCCCAGAAUUCCAAAACUUCUACUCCAACUGAACACUUAGAUACUGCAUCAAAUUCCCACUUGGCAAGAAAAACGUCGCGAUCAGGCACAAUUUGGGGAAAAUUCUCAAAGGUCUUCGCAAAAAAGAAACCUAAGCCGAAAGCACAAAGCAAGACUAACAGUGUCAUACUGCCUCAACAAUUGACACCAAUCGCACAAUCUAAGAACGGCUACCGAGCUAGGUUUGCCGAACAGGUUUCGGCGUACGCCAAAGUGGAAAAACUGGCAAUGCUAGUCGGACUACCCGAUUGGAUAGAUGAAAACGUGACGAUUACACUCGAGCUUAAUCUUCUAAGUUGUUCAAGCCCAGGAAGAUAUCAGGAACCGAAACCGUUGGUAUGUACUUCAGAAACUGAUUCGCAGACCGUGUUCACUGGCUCCUUAAAAGUGACAAACAAAGGCAACGUUCUGAACAUCAUGAGUAUGCCACUGUAUCUCGUCGAUUCCAAAGAGGCGGUAAACUCGCAAAGAUUAGAACACGAAACCAUACUGAAGGCGUCAGACGACGUGCCCUAUGCAAAGAAAGGACCAGACAGUGGUAUUUACGAGGUGCAAGUGUCUGUGAUUUUCACUCGUCUCCAUAAUGUCGAAGUCCCCAGAAAUUUGAAUGGCGCAAGUAGUGAGUCUGACAAAUACGAAGACACCUUAGCUAUGGCGAUAAGGAAAGAAAUGGAUGAACUGAUUGACCACACUUCACACGAUCAAGCUGCCAAUGAUGGUGAAUCACAGUCUGCAGUGAACGCCGAUAUUCAAAGUGAAGAUUCUGGCAAUGACUUAAAUAACUGCCGGAUGCGUGGAAGUGGAGUAAUCCUUACAUCGACGCCAGACUGUGACCAGCUGAGCUUAUGCAAUAUGUCAACGCAAAUUAAUUCACCGUGGGAUGAUAAAAACUUCGACAAUUAUUAUGUUCCACCAUGGGGCAGUGUACCAACACAGUAUUUGCUGACGUACGAAGAUACGAAGUCCGCGGCGGCAUUUGGCCAUUGCGAUAUGUUUUCCUAUCGUAAUUGUCGCGAUGAAACCGGAGCUUCUGCGUCUCAAUGCCAAAAAUGCAUAGUCAACCAUAUGUCUACGCAGUACUCUGGCAACGAUGAAGGACCAUCAGUUCCAUGUUGCAAGAUAGUUAUCACGGCAGAGGUAUCAACGCAAUAUUCUUCUUCUUGCCUUAUGCAGGACAAAGAAGUGGAAGUACAGGACAGUUUGUGCAACAUGAGGCUGUCAGUGCCAAGUGGAAAAGAUUCCGGAAGCUGGUCAAGUUUGAGCUACGCACUGGGAGACUUAAAUCGCCAGCAAAAUAUACUUUGUCAACCAAAAGACAGUAAUCUGUCGUCAGAUAUAACGGCGUGGCCCUCGAGCUCGACAACAACAAAUAUAGGCGACAGUUCAACUUUGCCAUCAAUAGUUUCGGAUGAAUCAGUAUCACUGCAGGAUCGCCGCCACUCACAAGGUUUCUCAGUAAAGUCUUUGGAUAGCACCAUACAGCAAAGAAGUUGGUCCCCGAUGACGCGGACAUCUAAAAUAUCGAUUUCCAAAGUACCCAAAGAGUACCCUCCGUUUCCGUCGGCCACUAGCAAUUUUGAAGGUAAGCCGGAAAGUUUAUUGAAUGAAGAGUUGUGCUUAACGAGCAAGAUCGCAAACGUGAACCCUCUCGGCGAAUUCGCGAGAUGCGAGGUGGUUAGUAAUGUAGAAGUGCACAUUGCUAACGAUCCAUUUCGUGAUUCUGAACAAAAGUAUCAAAGUUAUUACGAGGACAAUGACCGUUUUUAUGAGACGCACCGAGAAAACGUUAGGAGGUAUUUUGACGAUGCGACGUCGCCCAAGCAGCAAGUAGAGGUUCAUUUAGGUGGCGACAGUAGUCGAAGUGAUUGCGAUACCAAGAUGGGGGAGUUUAAGGUAUGCCUAACUAAAAUGGGAGAUAUUUUGGCAACCAGUUCAAUUUCUAAAGACAUCGAGAAAUCAACUGAUGACCAACUACUGUCAAAAGAAAGACUCCAAACCUACGAAAAGGCUGAAAACGGUAUUCAAAAUAUCAUUAAAGAGUUACUUAAAGAAUCUGGGGACAUCAAGGAAAGUGCACUGUUGCGUGGUGCAAAGGAAGAAUGUGAUCCACCUGUUGUAUUGGACUACGUUAAAACUAAGCCUGACUAUGAGAAAUUGUGCGCUGUUAUGAUAGACGAAAUGGGAAAAUAUAGCACGACUGUUAAAGAAGAUGCGUCGGUUAUGAUUGGUGAUGUGCUAGAUGAAAUAAUUGAUAAAUCAGCAGAAAUUGCUAAUUCGCGAAUUAAAGACAGAGCAUAUUUAGAAGACGAAACUAAGGCAUCACCUUUACGCCUCACAUACUUUCCUCAUUCUACCUUCACAGAUUCGAAGGUACCUAAAACUUCAUAUUGCUUUGGAGAAGUAGCGUGUAAUACGUGCAUCACCAUAUCCUCCACGCCUUCAACCCAUUCAAAACAAAUUGCGAAUGAUUCAUCGGGCGAACAAGCUAAAAUUGAAUGUUUUCUUGCAGAAGAUGUUCAAUGCCAUGAAACACUUGCGCGUGCACCACCAGAAGAAGAAAAAUUCCAAGCUUCUGUUUCUCUAAACUCUAUGACCGCCGAGUUUGAAAACUCCAAAGAUUUGCCUACAGAUCACACAAUUAUGUGUAAAGAAACUGAUGAAGAAGUGUUCAUUCAAAAUAUAGAUCUGAUUACAAGCGAUUGGACAACACAGACCGAAUGCAAUUCGUCCUCGGAACAGGAAAUCUCUUCUACGGUUCCGGAUCAUCAACCUUCCACCUCGUCCGGUAAAGAACAACUCCCGACAAGUUGCAUCGCACUUCAACAAAAACCAGCAACGCAUAAUAUUCAACAGGCCAUAACGGGGAAAUUAUGCAGUUCUUCGGGUAGCCUAACAAACCAGAAGGUCCUCGGGGAACCUGGCAACGAAUCACCUGAUGCGGAUGACGAGAGUGACAAUAUUUCGCCCAAUCUGAAUCUGCCAAAAUCCAGAUAUAAAUCCAAACAGGAUCUAAACACCCCGCAAGAAAUUGCUGACAUCGAAAAGAAUCUUCAAGAGAACGACACGUGCGUAAGGAAAGGAGAAGUACUGUUUGAUUCGCAAAAAUUACCAGAUUAACAAUAAACUAUCUCAAUUUA
Molecule: messenger RNA, 3317 nt
Organism: Photinus pyralis (common eastern firefly)
Lineage: Eukaryota; Metazoa; Arthropoda; Insecta; Coleoptera; Lampyridae
Exons: 7
Coding region: 124-3297 (1057 amino acids)
Source: RefSeq, a predicted model, not a curated record